CACGCUGGUGAAGCUCUUCGCAGACACUCUUUGAUUAAGUCUUAGUGUUGAACAGUUAGAUUAUUCUUGUCAUUACCUGCAAAGAUAUGGAUAAAAGUUUGACACUAGCUUCUUUGUUUAGUAUUGUAUUUGUGCUGAAAGUAACGGAAUAAUGCAGCUUUGACAACUUCAAUCGUUCCGUCUACCUGAAAGCUGAUUGGCUCAGUUACACGUCGGUUCAGCGUCUGACAAGGAAACAAAUUCUCAGUUCUUCAGUGUGCACCAGUACAUCUGCAAAUGCAGCUCUGAUAUGACUAAAAGAAGCCUAUCUCUUCAGCUGGUCAAAAGAGCCUAGGUACAGAUGAAAAUUACCAUUCCGAAAUGUGACAGGAUGUUGAACCACCACUGCAGAAGGAACCCUGAGCUUCAUGAAGAGCUGCAGAUCCAGGCUGCAGUGGCAGCAGGGGAUGUAUACACUGUUAGGAGAAUGCUGGAGCAAGGAUACUCACCAAAGAUCCGCGAUGCUAAUGGCUGGACACUGCUUCACUUCUCAGCAGCCAAGGGAAAAGAGAGAUGUGUUCGAGUUUUUCUGGAGCAUGGAGCUGACCCCACAGUAAAGGACUUUAUUGGUGGCUUCACCGCACUUCACUAUGCCGCUAUGCAUGGCAGAGCACGCAUUGCCCGACUGAUGCUGGAGUCAGAGUUUCGAAGUGACAUUAUAAAUGCAAAAAGUAAUGAUGGCUGGACACCGCUGCAUGUGGCUGCCCACUAUGGUCGAGACUCAUUCGUGCGGCUCCUGCUUGAGUUCAAGGCCGAGGUAGACCCUCUGAGUGACAAAGGAACCACGCCACUACAGCUUGCCAUAAUCCGCGAGCGCUCCAGCUGUGUACGGAUCCUCCUUGACCACAGCGCCAACAUUGACAUUCAAAAUGGCUUCCUGCUGCGCUAUGCUGUCAUCAAAGGCAAUCACUCAUACUGCCGCAUGUUCCUGCAGAGGGGAGCGGACACUAAUCUUGGACGCCUUGAAGAUGGCCAAACUCCCUUACAUUUGUCAGCUCUAAGGGAUGAUGUGUUGUGUGCCCAGAUGCUCUACACUUAUGGAGCAGAUACCAAUACUAGGAAUUACGAGGGCCAGACUCCGGUGGCUGUGUCUGUUAGCAUGUCAGGGAUUAGCCGGCCUUGUCUGGAUUUCCUGCAGAAGGUCACAAGACAACCUCGGACUCUACAAGAUUUGUGUCGAAUAAAAAUCCGUCACUGUAUUGGCCUUCAAAGCUUGAAAUUCUUGGAGGAUCUACCACUUGCGAAGGUUAUGAAAGACUAUUUAAAACACAAGUUUGACACUGUGUGAAGCAAUAACACAAGAAUAGGAGAGAUGACAAAUCUCUUAAGAGACUAUGCAAUCAGCCUCAUCUGAAAGAAAAGGUACAGAAACCAAUUGUGAACUUGUUCACAGGGCAUUUUCUUCACCUAGUUCUCAGUGCAUUAAAACAUUUUUUUCCACUUUUAUUCAACCUUUUUACAAUAAGAAAAGUUGCCCAAGAAUGGAAAUGGAUACACCUCAAGUUUUGUUUUGUUUUUUUCAUUUUGUUUUUUGUGGUUUUGUAGAAAAGAGAAACCUCAUUUGACUGCAGAAAACAUUCUUACUGCACUUAGGAUUUUUACUCUUUAUUUUCUUUUUGUAAAUGUGCAUGAUGGGUAUAUUCAAAAUGUAUUGAUUGUCAUUUUGUUUAUCAUUAAACCUUGUUUAAAACAAAGUGCUCAUUGAUCAUGAUUAUGAUUUCAAAAUCAUAAUAGUGAUUUCAAAAAUGCUAUGAAUGCUAAUUAUAAUUGUUAAAAAAGCAAACAAAACAAAUUCUACAGUGCGCUCCCUGAUUUGUUUUACUGCACAAUACAUGAGCCUGAAUCCAAAAGGCACUGCAUUUACAUUUCUGAAUCACUACUUACAACAGGCAUGUCUCAGCUGUAUUCCUCACAUUGAUGGCUCUUUGAGAAAGGUGCGUCCUUCUGCUUUGAAGGAAAGGAGUAAAGAAAAUAUGGAGCUUGAGGUGGCCGGGAAAUAUGGAUUCUGUGUUAUAUCUAACAGCAUAGUGUCAGUAGCCAGCUGUAGAAUACUACUAUACAAACAUGAAAACAAGUUGUAAAUUAUUCCAAACAAUUAACCAAACUUUCAUACCGGCUAGUUUUUUGUUUGCUUGUCCAACCAGAUUGAGGUCAAUUUUAAAAUAAAUUGAAAGGUUUCAAGCUUCUACUGGCUGCUGUGACAAAAGCUGCAAGAAUAUAUUUUCAAAAUGGCAUUACAUUUAGUGCAGCAUUGCUUUUUUUUUGUCAUGGACAACAAUAGACUAUGCAGACAUAUUUUUAAUUUAUUAUGACACAACAAGUGUCAUAAUAAAGCGUUUCAAGCGUUAACCUUGGUUGCAAAACUCUAUAUAAUGGGUACAUUAUAUAGAGUUUUGCAACCAAGGUUAACGCUUGAAACUCUGUCACUUAAAAAGUGGGCUCUGUUUCUGUGCCAUAUGUAGUUGUUGAGCAUGGAGUGGGAAGCAUUGUGUUGAAAUACUGUUCUGAAAGUUGGUGUUGAAGCUUGUUUCAAAUGUGAUAUUCAUAGCAUUACUGGUUUAAUCAAUCUGUUCUAGUGACAACAUCCUGUCAUUCCAACUUAUGUCACAAUUACAUAACUGUUUGUCAUGGCUAGAUUCAGACGUGUGUCUGGUAGAACCAGGUUCCAUUAAAUAUUUGAUGACUUGUCAGAACUGGCAGAGUAACCACCUUUUCAAGUUGAGUUCUCUCUGCUGUUGUCAUGUCUUUGUGUUGUCUGUAUUUUAUUCAGCAAAUACAAGACUGUAUCCUGCCCCACUCAUUGCACACAAGCACUGAGAAAGGAUGAUCUCUGUUCUACAUCGGGAAGAGAAAAUAUGCACAGAACAGUGUCUCAAUUAUAGUGUAAAUUGGAAGCAGAAUUUAUAAGAUAAAUGCUGUCUUUGUGAUAAAACUCACAAGAGAGCUACAAAGUCAUAAUCUGUUACUGUGACAGCAUCCAGUUUUGUUUGUUACGUAUUGAAACCGAUAUGUAAAGUUGAAAUUGUCUAACUUAAAAAGAGCAGUGAGGCUGCUUAUUUAAGCAUGAGGUCAACCUUUCACAUGUUAAUGGGGAAAAGUUUUCAGGUCUGCAAAAGCAAUUCAUGGAAGCAAGAAUAAUAAAGUCCUGAAUUAGUAACAUGGAUAUACAAUCACUAGAAGCUAAGAUCAGUGUAAAUAUGUGACAUGUACAAGAGAUAUUUUUUGGAGAAUUUAUUUAAACAAUGAUCUCUAAAUGUAUUUAAAGUUUGGAAAGUAUUGUGAUCUGUUUGUUGUGACUCAUGUUUCUUUUUGUUCAAAUACAUGAAAAAUUUGGAAUCAGUGUGUUUGAUUUCUAUUGGAGAAAUGCUUUCUUAAAAUUAAAAAACUUGCAGUUAACUGUUUUGGGAGAGAUACUGUGAAUCUUUUUUUUGUUUUUUGUUUUGUUUUUUGUUACUUAUUUCAAAAUAAAAUGUAGGAUU
Pelmatolapia mariae (spotted tilapia) is the source of this 3518-nucleotide messenger RNA. RefSeq names its product ankyrin repeat and SOCS box containing 7 (gene asb7). Gene Ontology annotation, cellular component: cytosol. The coding region runs from base 341 to 1327 and encodes 328 amino acids. Gene Ontology annotation, molecular function: protein binding. The transcript is spliced from 5 exons. NCBI's taxonomy places the organism in Eukaryota, Metazoa, Chordata, Actinopteri, Cichliformes, Cichlidae. Gene Ontology annotation, biological process: intracellular signal transduction. The record is from RefSeq and is a predicted model, not a curated record.